Molecule: messenger RNA, 1124 nt
Organism: Propithecus coquereli (Coquerel's sifaka)
Lineage: Eukaryota; Metazoa; Chordata; Mammalia; Primates; Indriidae
Gene: TRNP1
Product: TMF1-regulated nuclear protein 1
Exons: 2
Coding region: 1-684 (227 amino acids)
Biological process (GO): regulation of cell population proliferation
Cellular component (GO): nucleus
Molecular function (GO): DNA binding
Source: RefSeq, a predicted model, not a curated record
AUGCCGGGCUGCCGCAUCAGCGCCUGCGGCCCCGGGGCCCAGGAAGGGACGGCCGAACCGGGGUCCCCGCCGCCGCCGCCCCGGGAGCCGCAGCCAUCCCCUCAGCCCCCGCCCCCAACUCCGACCUUGACCCCGACCCCGACCCGGGCUCAGGCCCCGCCGCUGCCCGAGGCGGCCCGGGUGUCUGCGGGUGCAGCCGAGAGGCAGGAGCUACAGCGCUGGCGCCAGGGCGCUAGCGUGGGCGCAGGGGUCUCCGGGCCCGGUGGGGGCGCGGCGGCGGCGGGGGCCGGGGGCCGCGCGCUGGAGCUGGCCGAAGCGCGGCGGCGGCUGCUGGAGGUGGAGGGCCGCCGGCGCUUGGUGUCGGAGCUGGAGAGCCGAGUGCUGCAGCUGCACCGCGUUUUCCUGGCUGCCGAGCUGCGCCUGGCUCAUCGCGCGGAGAGCCUGGGCCGCCUGAGCGGCGGCGUGGCGCAGGCCGAGCUCUAUCUGGCGGCGCACGGGUCACGCCUCAAGAAGGGCCAGCGCCGCGGCCGCCGCGGCCGCCCACCGGCGUUGCUGGCCUCAGCGCUCGGCCUCGGUAGCUGCGUGCCCUGGGGCGCCGGGCGCCUGCGGCGAGGCCACGGCCCGGAGCCAGACUCGCCCUUCCGCCGCAGCCCGCCCCGCGGCCCCGCCUCUCCCCAGCGCUGACUUCCACGCCCGGACCCCUGGCCACCCCGGACAGGCUCAUCGCCAAGGUGGGGACCACAGAUUGCGGAUGCCGGCUGGAUGGACGGCGUCACCUGCACGGAUGGACAGACUGACCUGCAGGAAGAGACAGUCGGGGGGCCAGGGUCCCUGUAAAGGAGGUUGAGCUCCUCUCAGCUCCUGAGAGCCUCGACUCUGGCUCUGGACGCCUGGAUUCUGCUUCUUCCCUGGGCACCUCCUUCAGGAAGACCUUGAGAAUUGACCCUACACAACCUCAGUGCCCUCCUUACGGGAUCCCUUCACUUCGCCAUGGCAAGGGGCUGGGUCCUGGGUAACGUGUCCGCACUAUGAAUUUCUUUAUAUGCGCCACAUUUGACUUCGGCUGUGCAAUUGGAGAUGUUACUACAGGUCCCUGAGAUGCAGUCGGAUUGCUUAAGAGUGCA